Melitaea cinxia (Glanville fritillary) is the source of this 1451-nucleotide messenger RNA. Its product is annotated as zinc finger protein 492-like. Gene Ontology annotation, cellular component: nucleus. The record is from RefSeq and is a predicted model, not a curated record. The coding region runs from base 270 to 1409 and encodes 379 amino acids. Lineage: Eukaryota; Metazoa; Arthropoda; Insecta; Lepidoptera; Nymphalidae. Gene Ontology annotation, molecular function: DNA-binding transcription factor activity, RNA polymerase II-specific; RNA polymerase II transcription regulatory region sequence-specific DNA binding. The transcript has 2 exons. Gene Ontology annotation, biological process: regulation of transcription by RNA polymerase II.
AUCCGCAUUUCAUGUGGAUUUCAUCCUUUUUUUUAUGUUAUGUUGUUAUAUAAAUUAAAAUAAUCAUAUUACAAAGAAAUCCACUUCGUUAUGAUUUAAAAUCUUAAAGGAUAAGUAAUAAUGUAGUUUUACGUUUUUCUACUAUUACUAUCUUUGUAAAUAAAACAGGUAAUAUACUAUCUGUUAUCUAUAUUUCAAUUAAACAAAAUGGCCGAAAUGCUUUGAAAUUAUUCUAUUUCGUAAGAAAAAGUUUGAAAAAAACUUUAAAUAUGUCUAAAAAAGACCAAAUUGAUAGAAACGAACGUAAGUUGGAAUCUAGCGAUUAUGAACACCUAAUAUCUCAACAUAGUAUAUUCGAGUCUUCAAAACCUAAACACCAAGAACUACCAAGUUUUCCUGGUUUUUCUAAUGCUGAAACUCAAACAAAACCAACUGAUAUAAAAGGGCAGGGAUUAGGAACGUGGCACUAUAAUCCUUGGUGGAUGUUAGCGAGUACUUCACGGAGUGUUCCAUCGCAGGAUGAUUUUUCAGAAAACAGUGAUCAAACAAAAGUAAAACAAGAACCCAGCGGUGCAGGAACACCAGAUACAGAUCCUUUACAAAAUGACUUGGAUCAGUUUCAAACGACGCCAACGCCUCCGCCACCUGCAGGGCUAGACUCCUUUUGUGAUGAUUGCUCGGACCCUUUCUGUGAUUCCAGUGUGGCUAUAUGUCGAAAAUUAUUUCAUUGUCCGCACUGCAGGAAAAGUUACCCUACAAUUCUUGAAUUUAACACUCACUUGACAGGAGUUCAUCCUGCACAAAAGCCAUUCAGAUGCCAAAUCUGCUUGGAACCUUUUUACAAAAAAUCCCACUUACGACGGCAUUUAGACGCAAGCCAUACUCGAAAAGAUGUGAACAAAUGUUCAGUGUGCUCAAAAUAUAUCAAAGAUAAAAGUAACUUACGAAAACACAUGCAAGUUCACACAGGACGUGUACCACAGAAGCAGUUCAAAUGUGAUUUGUGCAACAACAAACGUUACAUGUCAUUAGAUAGACUCAACAAUCAUAAAGUGGUUUGUACAGGAGAGAAAGUACUGAAGUACUGCGAUAUGUGUACUAAAGUCUUUGACAAUUCAAGAUCAUUAAACAGCCACAAAAAAGUCCAUGCCCGAGAGUUAAAAUGUGAUAAUUGUGGAGAGCAAUUUCGAUCCUUGGAACAGUUUAAUAAUCACAAAAUGAUCUGUUUAGGAAACACCCUUGAUGCUGGUGGCAGCAGUUCAAACACUGCUGGAGCUCCAUUGAGCCGCUGCUGUACACAGCCAGGCCUAUGCGAGCAUGACAAACCAGCAUAUCUGAAUAUACCGAGCUACGCUGCUAAUAGAGUUCUAGAUGCUACUCUAUCAUCUUUAAAAUCAGAAAUGAACUGAUAACAUAGAACCAAUAUUUUAAAAGUAGAUUUAAACACAAUU